AUGGAGGAUCUACGUGAAGCAAGCGUACAAACGCCUGCACCUGGGGGAGACUUCCCAAAGCCAUCAAGGGAAAUACGGCAGCACCAAGCAAAUCUAGAGAGGCAGCUCAGAGAGAUGCGGCAACGUGAAGAAAGCUUACAAAGCCAACUUAGGGAGACGCAGCAACGUGAAGAAAACGCACAAAGGCAGUUAAGGGAGAUGCAGCAAAACUCUCAAAGACAGUUAAGAGAGAUGCAACAACGUGAACAAAACUUACAAAGUCAGCUUAGGGAGAUGCAGCAGCGAUUUGAAAACUCCCAACAACGGGUUUCCACCUUGGAAAGGCAGCUGAGAGACAAAGACCAGGAAGUAAAUGAACUUGUGUUAAGUCUUUCGUUAGCCCAGCAAACAAUAAGUGAACAGCAACAACAGGAAUCAUGCGAUUGGGUCAUUUCCCGCGAUGAAAUUCAAAUGACCAAUAAAUGCCUUGGCAGGGGAGGCUGGGGAAGUGUUUAUAGGGCGUGUAUUGUGGCUGCACUGUAGCAGUAAAGCAAAUUCAUGAUCUGAUUCUUUCCCCUCAUAAUAUUCGUCUUUUUGAGAGAGAAAUGAAUAUUGCAUCCAAAUGUCGCCAUCCUCACUUGCUUCAGUUUAUCGGCGCCACUAACGAUGAGGGAAACCCUCUGUUUGUGACGGAGCUGAUGGAAGAAAGUUUGCGAGCUCUGUUAGAACAGCGGCAACUCUCCGAGAUAGAAAUACGUGUCAUUCUUCUGGAUGUAGCCCGAGCAAUCAACUACCUUCAUCAGAAGAAACCAGAGCCCAUCAUUCACCGGGAUGUGAGCAGUGCUAAUGUGUUGCUAUGGCGACAGGGUGACCAAUGGAGAGGCAAAAUGUCAGAUUAUGGCACUGCUAAUUUCAUGCAGCAGACCAUGACAGUGGCUCCUGGAGCUAUGAUUUACAGCGCACCUGAAGCACUUACAUCAAACCAAACGGUCAAGGUGAGUUUUCUUGAAUUUGCUCUUGAAUUUGCUCUUGAAUUGCUUUUCUGAUUCAAACACUGUUUCAUCAACACGUUUUACAUUAAGACGAAACGCGUUGGUGCAUUGAUUUUGAGCGCGUAGGAUUUUAAGGCCUGGUUGGUCGUUUACUCACAGAAAAGAAUCUCUACUACACUAUGUCCUUCUUCACCUUGGUGUAAAAUUGGAAGCAGCAAAUUGAUGCUGAUCUGUUUAGCUUUGUGUGAGCCAGACUAACAUUCUGUGCUCAUUCUCUUGCUGCUUAAUUCCCGGCCAAACAGUGGUAACGGUGAUAGUUUUUACCUUCACCGUUUGACCUCAAACAUUUAUGGGUAAUCUCGACUACUGAUCGUUUUCCAGGAGUUUACACUGUACACAACGAAAGCAAGCUGUAGACGUGUGGUUUUCUCAUUAAAUGUUUUAAAAUUGAUUUUAUCCAUUUAAAGAUUUUUUAAUCUGACCGAAUACAUAGAGAUUAUCGUUAAAAAUUCAGGUCUAAUUACGCACACAGGAAUGCAGAUUUGGAUUUGAUACUGGUUGCGUAGUUACAAAAAGAGGGAAUGAUCUAAAAUGACCUAAAAAUGUGCUACAAUGGUAUCUAAAAUAAAUAUUAAAAGAUGUCUCAAAUAACCUUAAAUUAUUAAACUAAUAUAGGCAAUAGGAAUGUAAUUUCGUUGACCGCGCAUGUGGUUUCGAAAGAGUUCUUCUGUUAAAAUAUGUUUGUAACAUGUUUCCUGAAGAAUGCAACAACGUUACGUUGACACACAACACAAUGGAUUAGCAUGACACGUAAGCCUCCCACUCACGCGGCGCGGAGAUCAUGGCGCGCUAAAAAGCCAGUUUGCCGAACAAAUCAGUUGCCAUUAGAUCUCACAUCGCACUUGUUCUACAUCAAUCAAAACUCCAAAUGAUCAGGUCCAAUCGUCGCAGCUUACAUAUUCAUUCCGAAAUUUUAUUUAGUCUGAUCUCAGGUGUAAUACAGUCGACAGGUAAACUCAAGAUUUUUGCGCCAUCAGCUCUACUCCAAUCAAAGCUGCGUUGCUGGGCGAAUUUUUUUUCCUCGUGUCAUUAUCUCCGCACCGCGUGACAAGAAGACUUACGUGACACACUAAUCCUGCUCUUUGUCAACGUAAAGUUUAUAUUCAGUUGUUUAUUAGGAAACAUUCAGCGCUAUAACUAAGAAGUAGGUGAGACCGAGAACUGUCCACAACUGAUGGGCCUGAACUUUAGGGAAGUUUCAAUUGUUUCGAAACCACUUGCGAGGUCAGCAAAAAACAAAAUAAUAAUAUUAAAAAUAAAAAAUAUGUGUAUCGUUCAUAGGUUGAUGUUUAUAGCUUUGGUGUUCUUCUUUGUGAAAUGUGCGUCCGAGAACUUCCAGAUCCUAGAAGGCGUGAACAGCAAGUUCUGCUCAUGACGAACCAUGUGUUGAGAGGCCUGGUGCGGCGAUGCCUGCAGACAGAUCCUGAAGCGAGACCAACCAUGCAAAGGAUAAUCGAUGAACUGUCAAGAUCUGUGUAA
This is a messenger RNA of Porites lobata, 2510 nucleotides long. Lineage: Eukaryota; Metazoa; Cnidaria; Anthozoa; Scleractinia; Poritidae. The record is from the annotation of a GenBank genome assembly.